AUGGCUCCAGUCCAUCAUUCCAGUUGCUCCAGUCUGACUACGCCAGUAGGUUAGGUCGAAAGUUGUGACCGUGUCCAAGAGACAGGCUCGCUCUUUCUCUCUCGCAUUCAAAAUCGUGAAAUCAUGCUCGAUCUUUUUACAAUAUUCAGCAAGGGUGGCAUAGUGCUCUGGUGCUUCCAGAGCACAUCUCAGAUUUUCGCGCCCAGCGUCAAUGCCUUGAUAAGAAGUGUUAUAUUGCAAGAACGUACAGGGAAUCACAGCUUUGAGCAUGACUCCUUGCGACUACAAUAUAAACUCGACAAUGAGUUUGAGCUGGUAUUUGUAGUGGCAUAUCAGAAGAUACUACAGUUAUCUUACGUGGAUAAAUUCCUGAAUGACAUCCAUCUAGAGUUUAGGGAUUGCUUCAAGAAUGAGCUUGAACACUCAAGCUGGUUCUACAACUUCGAGUUCGAACAUGCUUAUCGUACGGUGCUUGAACGAGCUGAACACUGGUCACGUUCACAGGCUAAGAUACCGAAGCAAAUGCGUACUUUUGACGAGAGUCAAAAGUCCAAAAAGACUGUCGCUAGCAUGAUUGAGAGGAAAAACGAUAAAGACGAUAAGAAACCAGGUAAAAAGAAGAAAGCAAAUAACUGUAAUGGGGAUUAUCAUACAAAAAUUCAAGAUGCUCCGAAACAAGAAUUACCGAAACAUCAAGUGGAACAUAAUGGAGAACUUGACGAAGAAACGCUGAUCGCCAAUCGUAUGAAACUUGCUCAGAAAAUGGCAGGACAAAAGAAGAAAGCUGACAAACAUACAGCUCUAGUUGGACAGAUGAAAGGUAGCAUACGCGAUCUCGAGGUGAACAGCGAAUCUGAGGAUAGUUCCGAUCAGGAAGAGAUAGAGCAAUCCAAGCAGCAAGUGCAAAAGAAAACGAGUAUGUUCUCUAUGUUCAAGAGUCUAGUCGGCAGCAAAUCUCUAAAGCAAGAAGAUAUGUUGCCAGUUUUGGAGAAACUGAAGGAUCAUCUAAUCACUAAAAAUGUUGCUGCGGACAUUGCGCAGAAGUUAUGCGAUUCUGUCGGCACAAAGUUGGAAGGAAAGAUACUCGGCACCUUUGAUAGUGUGGCAAACACUGUGAAAGCCACUUUAACAGAUGCUUUAGUACAGAUAUUAUCGCCCAAAAGGAGAAUCGAUAUUCUACGAGACGCUUUAGAAGCUAAGAACAGCAACAGGCCUUAUGUGAUGACUUUUUGUGGCGUCAAUGGAGUCGGCAAGUCGACAAAUCUGGCAAAAAUCUGUUUCUGGUUAAUAGAAAACAAUUUCCGUGUGUUAAUAGCCGCAUGCGAUACAUUCAGAGCUGGAGCUGUUGAACAACUGAGAACUCACAUGCGUCAUUUGAAUGCUCUGCAUCCACCAGAAAAGCACGGGAAUCAGUCCAUGGUGCAGCUGUAUGAGAAAGGUUACGGUAAAGAUGCCGCAGGUAUUGCCAUGGAGGCGAUACGCUUUGCGAAGGAUUCUAGAAUUGAUGUUGUCCUGGUUGACACUGCUGGUAGAAUGCAAGAUAAUGAACCAUUGAUGCGAGCUCUGGCAAAGCUAAUUAAAGUUAACGAGCCGGACUUGGUAUUAUUUGUGGGGGAAGCUCUCGUCGGGAAUGAGGCUGUGGAUCAGCUGGUGAAAUUCAAUCAAGCUUUGGCUGACUACAGUCAAUCUGCCAAUCCUCAUAUGAUCGACGGUAUCGUGUUGACAAAAUUUGAUACUAUCGAUGAUAAAGUUGGCGCAGCUAUUACAAUGACAUACAUUACUGGUCAACCUAUUGUUUUUGUUGGAACUGGCCAAACUUACACUGACCUGAAAUCAUUGAAUGCCAAAGCGGUGGUACACGCUUUAAUGAAAUGAAAAAUGACAAGCAAUAAUAAACUUUUAUAUUGCAGGCAUUCUACCUGCAAUAUGUAGAUUUCAUUUAAACUUUAUUAUACAUUGAUGUUACAGUUGAAGUUUUGUAUUAUGUUCAGAACUAGUUUGUUGUUUGGCCAAACUAUCAAAUGAUGACUAAAAAGGGAAAAUUGGGAACGGAUACUGUAAUCUGUUAAAUAAAUAUGAAAACCGACGAUGAAUCAAAGACGACGAAUCAUGCUGUUGUUACGAAAA
Molecule: messenger RNA, 2127 nt
Organism: Trachymyrmex cornetzi
Lineage: Eukaryota; Metazoa; Arthropoda; Insecta; Hymenoptera; Formicidae
Gene: SrpRalpha
Product: signal recognition particle receptor alpha
Exons: 8
Coding region: 124-1875 (583 amino acids)
Biological process (GO): SRP-dependent cotranslational protein targeting to membrane; intracellular protein transport
Cellular component (GO): endoplasmic reticulum membrane; signal recognition particle receptor complex
Molecular function (GO): signal recognition particle binding; GTP binding; ATP hydrolysis activity
Source: RefSeq, a predicted model, not a curated record